UCGCUGAAGAGCAUGGGGGCUGUUGAUAUAUAUAAAUGAAGCAUGACAAACCACAUCGUGAUGAAGAUUGCUUCACUCUUUCGUUUGAACAGACCCGAUACCAAACGGAGCGCUGCGAGCUCCUGAAAUCGCGUAAUGGCUCCUGUAAGAAACGGACGCGUUCUCUUUAACGAGAUACCUUCAGGCUACCCCGAUCCAGCCAGGACAACAGUCUACGAUCAAUCCAAGAUCCUCGACCUUGAGAAGGAGCCCCUCGAGGGCGGUUUCCUCGUCAAGACCCUUGUGCUCUCCAUCGAUCCGUACAUGAGGGGCAAGAUGCGUGACGCCAGCAUCGGAAGCUAUUCGCGUCCGUAUCUCAUCGGAGAGCCAUUGACCAGCUAUGGCGUCGGUGUGGUGCUGCGCUCCGAAAAUCCAUCUAUCAAGCCCGGCGAUCACCUCUAUGGUAGUUACCCCUUCCAAGAAUACCUUGUUGCCAAGGAUGCGAAAGCCUUCAGCGUGCUGGAGAAUAAGGAGAAGCUUCCGUGGUCCGUGUACGUUGGCGUCUUGGGCAUGCCAGGUCAAACCGCGCAUCACGGAUGGAAGGAAUUUGCUCACCCCAAGAAGGGAGACGUUGUGUUCGUCACCGCUGGGGCAGGUCCCGUCGGAGCUACCGUGAUCCAGCUUGCAAAGGCUGAGGGCCUGAAAGUCAUCGCAUCCGCCGGAUCCGAGGAGAAGGUUGAUUUCGUCCGUUCGCUCGGCGCGGAUGUUGCGUUUAAUUACAAAACGACGAAAACGCUAGACGUUCUCCAGAAGAACGGUCCAAUCAACAUCUAUUGGGACAACGUGGGUGGUGAGACGCUCGAAGCGGCACUCGAAGCUGCUGCCGUUGGUGCUCGCUUCAUCGAAUGCGGUAUGAUCUCGGGUUAUAACGGCGAGCAGCCGUACACUGUGAAGAACCUAUCCUACAUCGUCGGCAAGCAGCUACGCAUCUCCGGGUUCAUCGUGACGUCCCUGCACGAGAAACACCUCGCGGACUUUCACAAGGAGAUUCCUCGCAAGGUCGCGAGCGGAGAGAUUAAGCACAAGGAGGAUGUGAGCAAGGGCCUUGAGUCGGUUGGUCAGGCCAUCCUGGACGUGAUGACGGGGAAAAACAAGGGGAAGAAGGUUAUUUUGGUGUCUGAGGAGUGAGCGCCUGCUGGUUGGCGCGUGAAGGUGCAGUGAAUGAAUGGAUGAAAUGUAUGAGUUGUAUGAGUUAGCAGCAAAUUUCCAAGAACACAGAGUCGAAUUCUCGUUAGAAGCCUGAGGAACACUGGCUGUUGGCUGCUAUUCUGGUCAUUGAAAGCAGGCUGGUACAAGCUCACAUGACAUCAAUCAUGUGUAUUCUAUUAUGUUCUAUCAUAUAGUCAGAGCCACCGGGGUCUUCCUUACAUGCAUAUAUAUACUGUACCAAUGCACUUUGAGGCAAGGCCUCCUAGUCUUGCUAUCAUCUUUGCUAGGUCAAUGUCCACAGAGUCC
Laetiporus sulphureus 93-53 is the source of this 1494-nucleotide messenger RNA. Its product is annotated as NAD(P)-binding protein. The transcript has 11 exons. The record is from RefSeq and is a predicted model, not a curated record. The coding region runs from base 136 to 1167 and encodes 343 amino acids. Gene Ontology annotation, molecular function: oxidoreductase activity, acting on the CH-CH group of donors, NAD or NADP as acceptor. Lineage: Eukaryota; Fungi; Basidiomycota; Agaricomycetes; Polyporales; Laetiporaceae.